AUAUGCUAAGACGUCGUCAGAUAACUAUAAUUCACUGUUUUCUAAAAAAAUAUAACAAAUUGAAAAUAAAUAAAUAAAAGAAUGAAAAGAACUCGGAUAAAAUUGGGUGUAUAUUUUCAGAGAUACAUCUUAAUGAACUGGCAAAGGAUGAUUAAAAGGAAAAGAUACUUUUUACUACUGUUUGUUGUUGUUAUUCUGCCUAUGUUCUACUUUUGGCCGACCAAAUCAGGCGAUGCGUCAUCCGUGGACGUUUUCCAAGUGAGAAUGAUACAGUCUAGUGAAGAAAUGGAAUUUCCAACAUCAGAAACCGACAACCGCACAAUCCCGCAUAUCAUUCAUCAAAUCUUUACAUAUAUCAAUGUUCCUGCAUCAUACAGUUUAAAUAUUAGACUAUUUGUGUCCAGAAAUCCAGAUUGGGAGUACAAAUUCUGGACGUUCGAAUCCGGUGAACGGUUGAUAAAGAAACAUCACCCAGAUCUGUUAGCGACUUACAAUGGUUUUGGAAACAGUGUAAAGAAAGCUGAUUUACUACGUUAUGUUGCAAUAUAUGAGUAUGGAGGCGUUUACUCGGACCUGGAUGUACUUGUUCUCCGACCUUUGGAUAAAGUUACUUUAAAGUAUUCAUGUAUUAUCCCAGCAGAACCUUUUGAACACAGCUUACUUCUUUACAAAAUAGAAUUCAGUAUUCAAAAUGGAAUAAUCAUAUGCAGACCAAAGCAUCCAUUUAUAAAGCAAUUGAUAGAAAAUGCCCGAAAUGUUCUACCGAAUGCUAGUGCAAUUCACAGCGUUGGACCACUGUAUGUAACAAAGCAAUUUAAAAUCUAUAAUAACAUAACAGAUGCCGAUACUGAAAGGACAAAGAUUCAUUUUACAAGUAAUUCACCAAUGUUUUACAAAGGACAACUGCCAGAGGACCACCCGAAUGCUGUUUAUGUACCUAACUCUCAAUAUUUCAUGGAUAAUCUGGAUCCUGGUGUCACACUCCGGAUUAAACAGACAUGUAAACAUUUCAGUAAGCAACCAUUUAUUGUAAAAAGGGUCUGUCUUGAGUUUCAAUCCAGACAAUUAGUAAGAAAGAAUCGGAGAUAUACAUUUAUAUUUCAUACGUGGGAUCAUUCCUAUGGUGUCAAACAAAAAGUGAAAUAUUCUGAAAUGAAACAAGUUCACAUACAAGAAUUAGUUCCAAAAGUCUCCCUGUACACAUCCCGAUGAUUUUUAGAGUUGAAUAGAAAUAUUUAUUCAUUUUAUCAAAUAACAAGAAAUAUCUUUAAAAAAGAUACUCGGCCGAAAUAAAAAUGGUUUUAUUGCAUAUGUUAGUUCCAAGUUUUCGAUACAUAUAGAAAUGUUAGCAAUGCUUAUAUACAAUGAUAUAGUAAUUUCAUGUAGGUAAGAAAAAAAUAAGAUUAUUAGCAUAUUGAUGUCUCUUCAAAGUGGGGCAACUUUUUUACAGUAUUUAUUUAAGUGUCCUUGUUACUUGUUAUUACGUUUGACUAAAACUUUUAAUAAUAUGCAAUAUUGACAAUAUUAAUUAAAGAAUCACAUUUGAAAUAUUGUAAAUAAAAUGAAAGGAUAAUAAAUUCUAGAAUUAUAAACAUUAUAUAAAAUGAACCAAUCAGCUUUUUUUAACAUCAUGACCUGAGGGUACCUGAUAUGAGCCGCGCCACGACAAAACCAACAUAAUGCAU
Messenger RNA from Ruditapes philippinarum (Manila clam), 1685 nucleotides. RefSeq lists its product as uncharacterized. The record is from RefSeq and is a predicted model, not a curated record. Gene Ontology annotation, molecular function: mannosyltransferase activity. NCBI's taxonomy places the organism in Eukaryota, Metazoa, Mollusca, Bivalvia, Venerida, Veneridae. The coding region runs from base 82 to 1212 and encodes 376 amino acids. Gene Ontology annotation, biological process: mannosyl-inositol phosphorylceramide biosynthetic process. The transcript is spliced from 3 exons.